CAACAGUUUUCAAACUGUAAUCACUGGUUCACUAUAACCACUUUCAUGUUUUGUAUUUCGCAGAAGAGGCUUCAGAAGGAGCUUCAGGCGUUACUGAAAGAUCCACCGGUUGGUGUUAGAGUUGACUCCGACAGACUUUCAAGUAACUUUUCUGAGUGGAUUAUUGAUUUAGAAGGUGCACCUGGCACCCUGUAUGAAGGCGAAAAAUUUCAGUUACAGUUCAAAUUCGGAUCAAGAUAUCCUUUUGAUUCUCCUCAAGUCACAUUUCUUGCUCCCAACAUCCCAAUUCAUCCUCAUGUGUACAGCAAUGGUCAUAUAUGUCUUUCAAUUUUAACUGACGACUGGUCACCAGCCCUGUCUGUUGUGUCCGUGUGUUUGUCUGUGGUUAGCAUGCUGUCCAGCUGUAAAGACAAGAAGCGUCCUCCUGAUAAUGCUAUUUAUGUGAAAACCUGCAGCAAAAACCCAAAGAAAACAAGAUGGUGGUAUCAUGAUGAUAGUGUAUGACAGUGGAGAAGGCCGAUAGGUAUAGAUAAUAUAUUACAUUACCAGCACUCUAUCAAAAUGGAACAACACACAUGGAGAGUGCGUCACCAUGUGCACCUGCACACAAGUUGCACUUUUUCAGCUUGGAUGUCAGCAGAGCUCUAGAGCCAAACUUGAUGACAAUUUCUGCAAACACUAAAAUGUAGUUUGUAUAUAUAUAUAUAUGUAUGUACUGACAUGAAUGAAUAUAUGAUGAGUUCUUGAGGAAAUAGUAUGGGUCAGGUACAUCUUUGUUGUUGCACAGCAUAGAUAUACAUACAGGUUUUUAUACCUUGGUUGAAAUAUGAACAUUUGUUUUUAAUUCCUGAUAUAAUAUACUGUAUUAUAGUAUAGAUAAUAUACUUGGUUUGCAAACUGUACCUUAUGUAUUAUUUCAUGUAAACAAGACAUGAAAAUAACAAUAGAUAAUUAUUUAAAGGAAAGUAUUGCCUAAACUAUUAGGCCCUAACAAAGUGUAUAUAAAUAGGAAUUCACUUUAUCUACAGGAAGGGUAUUUUAUGGUUUUGUUUUUUUGUGUUCUUCUUUUCACUAAUUUAGUUAUGAGGUAUUUGUUGUUUCUUAAUGUAGAGAACUUUGCCAUUGAUACAAUGUAUUAAUAGUAGUUUGCAGGUCUCUCAGUUUAUGUUAGUGAAAUAGUAGUCACUUGUCACAGGCUUUAUGGUCAUAAACUUGAUACCAACUGUUAUCAAGUUCAUUAUUCUAUUUUAUAUUACUGCAGCAAUUUUGUAACUUCUAAAAAAAAAAAAAAAAACAAAAAAUACAAAAAAAAAUAAAAAAUUGUUCAUUCCAUGUGUAUAGGAACUACAUGUAUGUAAACCAUUGCAAACUAUUGAAAUAUCCUUUUAUUUUGUUCACUUUCAGAGAUAAUUCUUAAAGUUAUAAAUUAAAAUAUCAUUUUAGAACAAAUUUAUAAGUACACUGUUACAAUACUGAAAUUAGAAAUUCUCUGUAAAACCUACAUGUGUAUGUCAUCGUUUUGUACAUUUGCCAAAAUACGAUAUUAUAUUUAGUACUAACAAUGUCAUUGGCUAAGUAAGUGCUAAAAAUAAUAUGGUACAAUACAGAAAAGAGUGAAAACUAAUUUUGCUGUUACAACUCAUAAGUGUGACUCUGCUGUGGUGUUAAACUAACAUAUUACACAUACAACUGCAAAUAGUAUCACACACCACCUAUAACACUAAGACCCAAUGCCAAAAUUUAGGAGAUAGAGUUGAGCUAAAACUAACUUUUUCAGAUUAAUUUGAUUUACCUUGGGAAGGUGGAGGAAAUUUUUUUUAGUACUGGGUAACCAUGAAUGAAAUUACUUGUAUUUUAUCUUGACAGAGAAGAUUAAUAUGUGUACGUAUAGCUGAAGAUUUUAUGUCCGUAAAAUGUGAUUGUUGCUGAUCAUUAGCAUGUGGUCAGUAUCUGUACUUGCCUUCAGUAUCAAAGGCAUCACAUGUUACAUUGCCAGUGGAAUGAUAGACAUUAUUUGUUGGUUGCUGAUUGUUGAAACUUAAAUACUCAUGGACAGAACGUUGCUUUCAACCCUUGCAAUUAAGAAAAUGUCCAUGGCAUAAAAACAUGCCUCUGAAGAAAACCCUGAAUAUAGUCUAAGGAUAAAAAGUGCUGUGGAGAAUUAAAAACUCCACAGCAAUCUCCAUGGCAUUGCUGAUUGCUGUGGGCAAUUGCAGGGGUUGUCUUUUCAUCAUAUAUUAUAGUCUCAAACCAGCUGCAAAGUUAGUCAGUGGUUGAAAUUGGACAAGAAUGAUGACGCACCAUAAUUGUGUCAGUUAUCUUAUGAAUUUAAUGAAGAACUAAUAAAUAAUUUCUUGAAAACCAAUUUUACUUUUUCUUUUUGCAAUGUUUGCACUGGAACCUUUUUCUGUGAGUAUGUAUAAAUGUUGCUUAUUGCUUUAAGGAUGAGAAAUGCAAUAAUUAUUGUUAUAAAAUUGAAUUUAUCCCUCAAAAUGCGUAAUUCCAGCUUCCACUUAUGUUGUAUAUAAUUUUAUGAGAAGAUCGGAAAGAUUCUUAAUUUGAUGUUUGCCUCUUAAAAUAAUGCACAAUUCAGGUCAGUACUAUAAUGAUUAGCAUUAAUAGUUAUAUGUGUACAUAUUGUAUUCACUGAGGCAUGUAACUUGAAAUUAUACUAGUCAGAGCAGUUUUGUGUUAACCGCAACAUUGUAGUGUGUAAAUUGUACUUCAGAAAUUGUAUUUGAUAAAUCAUUUUACUGAUUAUUAUUAUUAUUACUAUUACUAUUAUUAUAUUACAAUUACUACUGCUAUCACUACUACUUCUACUAUUAUGAUCAUCACUCUUUUUCUUUUGUCUUGCUAUUAUGAAGUGAAAAGGUAUAGGUUACCAAUGAAACUUAGUUUAUCGUUACAUCUACGAAUGUUCGUCCCAAUGUAUUUUUUUUUUAAUUUGAAAUUACAUUAAAAAAAUUUUUUAUUAUUUAUUUUUAAAAUUUAUUUUAUUAUUAUUAUUAUUAUUAUUAUUAUUAUUAUUAUUAUUACUUUUUUUAAAGCAUCCAUUGAGAUGAACAUAGUGGAUGCAGUGGUUAACAAUACCAAAUAAGUUUAUAUGGUAGGUGAUAGAUUUAAUUCCAUGGAUUUUGUGUUUAAAAUUAUUACCGGUAUUACAUAUAUUUAUGUGUCUUUUUAAUAUUAGCCCACUUUUUAUACUCCAUAGCUUGUUAUAAAUUACCAAAAUAAAUACUAGAAAAUACUUCAGACUUGGAAUUAUAAUUUUAAGACCUUGGACCUUUUUCAAAUAUAAAAUCAUUGCUACUGCUAGGCAAAUGUAGAAAUGAGAUUCAAUACACAAGAUUAACUGUAGCAUGAAAAGUGGGAAGAAAUAUUUGUGUGUGUCCUACAUACAUGUACUGCUUGUGCGGUUCCAUCAGCAUUAUUUGACUUUUCAUUAUCAGGAAGUAUAUAUAUGUUUCAAGCACAAGGCUACUUGACACAGUGGUACUAGAUGAAAUAAAAUUUCAUAAAUGUUUUUGCCCAUUUUUUUUGUACAACCAGCCAACACAUUCACAUUUAUCACCAAUCUCAGGACUUGUGAUGUUCACUUCUCUAUCAAAAGUUGGGUGCACCUCGAACUUUGACCCAGCUGGAAGUUAUUUGGUUUAGUACUACCUAUACAAGGUCAGUUAAGAACUGUGAAAUAUGAAGGCUGUAUAUACCUUGGUUGUGAUUGUUUUAGUAUAUAAAAAUGUAGGGGUUUUUUUUCUCUAGAAACAGUACGUUAUAUCAUAACAAUAAAAACAUAUUUGUAUGAGAUGCCUAAUAUAUCUGUGACUACUACUUAAUGAGACAGGUGAUGUUUGAACUAAAAUUUGAUUGAAUGUUUUAACUUAGCAAGCUAAUAUAAUAUAUGACCCCUCCCCCCCCCCCCCCCCCCUCAACUUUUUCUUUUAAAUAAACCUCGGUAUGGGAAACUUGUUGUUUAAUACCCAAACACCAGUAGCAAAGCUUAACCACUGUGAAAGGUAUAACACUGUAUAAUAUCUAUUAUGUUUCAACUUGAAUUGAUGUGAUAUUUAUGUUAUGUUAAAUAUACAUGGCUGUUACAUUUGUUUAAAGAUUUGUUAAACUUGAUGCCAGAAUAGGAAUAUAUGUAUUCCUGAGAUAGAUUCUGUGUAGGAUAUCAAACCUGUGUUAUCCAUCCAUCUAAAAUAGUAUUAACAAGUGGCCCCUGCUUAACACAAGCCAGUGCACCCUGCUUAACACAAGCCAGUGCACAUCAUGUUCGAAUAUUUGACAAAAUAGUAAGAUGGCUUCUUAAGACGAUGUGCAAUGUAGCUCAGUGGUAGAGUGCUCACUGAGGUGUAAUGGAGCGUAGGAUCCAUUCCCCUUGGUGUACUUUUAUGAUUUUCCUGUUGUAACACAUGCCUCACAACUAGUACAUCAGAGACUGUUAUGGUCCUGUGUGUUGGGAAGAAAAUAUAAAAGAUUCCUUGUUGCCUGUUGGUAAGAGUAGCCUAUGUGGUCGCAGCAGAUUUCCUCUCUCUUGACCAAGUGUUGAAGUAACUAUUUCAUAAGACAUCAAAUUCAGGGCUCGAUAUUGUAGCAUGCAAAAAGGGAAAAACUGUUCAUUUUGUUUUAGGAACCUAGCAGGUGAAUUAGAACUUCAAACUACCAAAACUUUUAAAGAGAGAUGUAUGAACAUGGAUGGUUAUCUCAUCUGGUAUUUACAUUUGUAGCUCAUGAGUCUGUUACAUUUUAAUUCCAUAAUGCCUGAAAAUACAUCUCAGAGGUCCUAAUAUUCCACACACUUCACCAAACCCACACACGUAUUUUGAGCUCUGAUAUGUCCAUGGUUUAAAAUGUGCUGAGGUGCCAUUGAGGAGAUACUCCUUUUCUUUUCUUCCUUACAACAAUGUGACUGUGUGGGCUGAUCAGGCUGUAUAUUACAGUUGUGCCAAUGCAUGUACUUCUGUUAUUACGGGAUAAUUUCCUCACCACAAAGAACGGGAGGAAGGUCAUUAUUUUCAUGCCUUUUAUAAAGUUUGUAAUAGUACACUUAUUGAAGGUAGUUUACUUGAGUCCUUGCAGGAUGUAUAUCUCUUUAAUUUCUGUGCAUUCAUUUUAUUAUUGUUAUAAACCAAUCUAUUGGUUUGAAAGUAAAUCAUUGCGUUCCAUUUUGGGGGUUUUUUUUAUGGGUUUUAUUUUUUUGUUUUUGUUUUUCUGCAUCCUGUUAAAUUUGUACAUUUGUAACUAAAACAGAUAUUAAUUUGGUAGUUUUAUAUGCUUUAUUUGCUUUGUAUAUAAACAGGCUUUUUUCCAUCUGAUUUGUUCCAUUCAUUGUGCUCUUUUUACUUGAUACUAAGUAAUUAUUAUGAUUAAUGUGAAUGGUUAUUACUGUAUGAACGAACAUAUGUCCCAUACUUGCCAGAAAGCUUUGUUUCUCUUGACCUCUAGAAUGCUAGCUGUUUUACUUUCAUUUACCUUAAAUACUAAUGUUGGUCACUGUUACAGUGACUUUUGUUUCAAAUUUAUUUGUGUAUUUCAAGUAGUAUCAUGGCUUAUUGAAAAUAUAACCUUAAAGGGACAUACCCUAGUUUUUAAAUGCUAAGGCAUAUUUUUUAUUACUAUAGCCAUUUUUGAUAACUGAAAUCAUAUUUUACUUAAAUUUUAUUGUUUAGAUUAUCCA
Molecule: messenger RNA, 5683 nt
Organism: Gigantopelta aegis
Lineage: Eukaryota; Metazoa; Mollusca; Gastropoda; Neomphalida; Peltospiridae
Product: ubiquitin-conjugating enzyme E2 W-like
Exons: 5
Coding region: 46-504 (152 amino acids)
Source: RefSeq, a predicted model, not a curated record